This is a messenger RNA of Megalops cyprinoides (Indo-Pacific tarpon), 627 nucleotides long. Its product is annotated as cathelicidin-2-like. Gene Ontology annotation, cellular component: extracellular region. Gene Ontology annotation, biological process: defense response. The transcript is spliced from 4 exons. NCBI's taxonomy places the organism in Eukaryota, Metazoa, Chordata, Actinopteri, Elopiformes, Megalopidae. The record is from RefSeq and is a predicted model, not a curated record. The coding region runs from base 49 to 504 and encodes 151 amino acids.
GCUCGUGCUGCGCUUCAUCAGUCUCAGUGAGUGAGAUACACAGAUAAGAUGAGAAUCUCCGCUGGAUCUCUGCUGCUGCUUGCUCUGACCGCUCUGGUCUCUGUGACUCUGGCCAAGAGCGUCUUUACCUUCAUGGACGUCCUCAAAGCAGCUACUGUCGACUUCAACCAGAAGAGUGAUGAGAAGAAUGCCUUUGGGCCGCCCAAACAGAGCCCACUACGGUCAAUGUCGAUGUUUGAGCCUGGUGACGGCUCUGUCAUCAUCAAGUCCAUCACUUUCACACUGAAGGAGACAGUGUGCCCCAAAUCAGUGGACUAUCUGAAGGAAGAGUGCGUCUUCAAGGAGAACGGGUCUCUGAAGAUGUGCUCCAGCACAGCCACAGUCCUGAAGUCACAGCCAGCGGAGGCAGCAUCACUCACAGUGUCCUGCAGGGAGGUUACGGACCCAGCGGAGCGCAAGAAACUCUCAGAGCCUCCCAGCUGGGCAAAGUACUUCAACUGGUAAAGAUAUGGCAUCAGAAGACAUGGCAUCAGAGCAAAACCAAUCACCAGCAUUUUUAUUUUGCCUAUUGUGUCUGUGUUUUACAACUGUGUAUUUAUUUCUGAAUAAAUGUGUCAAUUCAGCUUA